Anguilla rostrata (American eel) is the source of this 1288-nucleotide messenger RNA. RefSeq names its product fish-egg lectin-like. The record is from RefSeq and is a predicted model, not a curated record. NCBI's taxonomy places the organism in Eukaryota, Metazoa, Chordata, Actinopteri, Anguilliformes, Anguillidae. The coding region runs from base 59 to 847 and encodes 262 amino acids. The transcript is spliced from 4 exons.
GGGUGUCGUCCUAGUAGAGUGCCUGUUCCGCAGGUACAGAUCCAGUGUGUGUGCAGUCAUGAGGCAGCUGUGGUUGGCUUUAAUGUUCUUAGUGGCCUGCAGCCAAGGGGAGAGUAAAGGUGGGCUGGGGGUCAUGCUCAAGUGCUGGCGGGUGCCGGGGCGACUGCGGCAGGUGGAGGCUGGACAGGGCAAAGUGUAUGGGAUAGGCCUGGACAACGUGCCCAAGAGGCUGGUGGGGAGGUGCUGGUCGCCCCUGGACGGGCACAUGAAGCACAUCUCCGUGGGUCCCGCCGGCGUUUGGGCGACUGACCUGAAGAGAAACUUAUACACCCUGCAGGAGGACACCUGGAAGCAGGUGCCAGGGACUCUGGAGCAGGUUGACGCUGGCGGAAGCGGGUUUUUGACGGGGGUGAAAGAGUGCCACCUGGCCUUCUGCGCGGACAUCGUGCCGGGAGCGGCGACGCUCAGCUGGACGCUCAUCCCGGGGAAGCUGGGAUACUAUUCCUGCGGGCCGGAGGCCUGCUGGGGAGUGGGCGAGGCCGGGGAGGUGUACGUGAGGACGGGCGCGCAGAGGGGCGACUGCGUGGGGAAAACAGCGACCACGGACUCCAGGGCCCGCAUGGCCAAGGUGGAGGUGGGCAGCGACGGGUCCGUGUUCGCACUGAGCACCACGGGUGUGCCUUACGAGAGAGUGGGCAUCAGCAGCAGCGCCCCUCAGGGCACGGGAUGGGUGCGUCUCCGGGGCGUGGAGCCCAUCCACAGCCUCUCCUACGACAGGUACACCCUCUGGCUCCUCAACUACCACGGAGAACUCCGCCGCUGCAUUAAAGUCCCAGUCCAGAAAUAGUUCUGCCUUUCAUAUUCUCUGUUCUCCGGCAGAAACGCGACGUAAGCUUUCUCUCCCGUGUGAACAGUGAACUGAACUGUACACAAAUGGGAGGAAAAGGGUAAUGUCAACCCAUACCCAAAUACUUAGUGAAACAUGAUGCAAAUUCACCUGGACCUUCGGCUUCAUAAUGAGAUUUAAAUGAUCUAAAUGAAUAUAAGCAUUCAGGAACAAUUGCUACGUGUUUCCUCAACAAUGUGCAUUUAGGCUAUUUUGUAAUGUGAAGUUCAUUUUCCACGUUAUCGUCUGAAUGGUAUACUAUCAAAUGUUAGUCCACUCAUUUAUAAAUGAGGGGGCUCUUUACUGCUGUGUGAUUACACAUCACAAUUACAUUUAGACCAUACAGAAAAGUGAUUAUUACAAUGCUGCUCAAACCACUGAGCGAGGAGACCUUAUUGUUCU